AUGGAAGAUGAAGGGAUCUACAGCGGCUACAAGAUCAAUAGAUGGGCUCCAAGCGUCUCACAUAUAAUGUUCGCAGAUGACGUGAUGCUCUUUGGCAAUACUGAUACUAAAAUAAUAAACUCUAUCACCUUAGUCUUACAACAGUAUAACCACAUCUCAGGCCAGCUGGUUAAUUACUCAAAAAGCUCCAUUCACUUCAGUAAAAGUGUCUCAAAUACUUAUGUAGAAGAGAUCAUUCAACAAUUGGGGGUUAAGAUAAUGCAAAAAGAGGAGAAAUAUCUCGGAGUUCAUAUACGGCAACAAGGAAACAAGAUAUCAAACUUUAACUUCCUCAUUGACAAAUUUGAUACAGCUCUUGCAGGAAGAAGAAAGAACAAUUUAUCCCAUGCUGGUCGUACAGUGCUCAUUCG
Molecule: messenger RNA, 410 nt
Organism: Papaver somniferum (opium poppy)
Lineage: Eukaryota; Viridiplantae; Streptophyta; Magnoliopsida; Ranunculales; Papaveraceae
Exons: 1
Source: RefSeq, a predicted model, not a curated record